Molecule: messenger RNA, 2622 nt
Organism: Dermacentor andersoni
Lineage: Eukaryota; Metazoa; Arthropoda; Arachnida; Ixodida; Ixodidae
Source: RefSeq, a predicted model, not a curated record
AUGGGAACUCCGAGCCCCCGCGACGAGCUCAUCAACCGGCUGGUGGAUCGGCGACCAGCCUGCGCCUCUCACAACAUGUACCGCUCGGGCGACUACGACUUCAUCAUCCUGCUGGCCUUCCUGGCCGCUGUGGUCGUGGUGUUUGUGCUCUUCUUCCAGUACGACUUCGGCCAGAGGGUGCAACAACGCGUGCGCAGAACGGCGACGACGAGGAGGGCCGCCUAUUACCGCGACACUGCCAGCACCGGCCCGGCCCCCGACGACCACCAGGCUGUGCCUCCCGGGGCUCUGAGAGAGGUGCCGACCCUGACCGAGCCGCCACCUUUCGAGACCUUGACACCCGAAGAGCGUGCAGUCCCCGAACAGCCGAUCACGGCCGCGCGGGCAGAAGAGCCGGUGACGAUGAUGGCGCCGGCCCCGACCGAGCGGACGUUCGACACCUGUGACGGGCCGGGCUGUCGAGAGAUGACCGAGGAACUGCGCGCCGCCCUGGACGACGGCGUGAACCCCUGCGGCGACUUCUACCAGCACGUGUGCGGCAAGUGGGUCAGGAACCACACGCCUGAACUCGGGGAGGCGCUGGUCUCCGAGCACACCUUGCGCCAUCGCCGACUGGAGAGCCAGCUGCUGGUCGAGCUGCGCUCAGGCACCGACGACGGCUCGCUGCGGUGGCCCUUGCGCUUGUGGCGAGACUGCAGCACCACCACGGGAGAGCCGCACUCGCACGACGUGCUGCGCACCAUCUUUGCCGAGCACGGGCUGGCAGGCUUUCCUUUCGGCGCAGCCGACAGCCACAGGGACAUUUCCAUCACAGCCGCCAAGGUCCUAUCGCACUCGGGGCUCCCCGCACUCAUCGACAUCCGGGUCGUCAGGAAGCCCGCGCAAGACGUCCCGCCAGCCGGCGGUCGCAGGGGCGGUAGGAAGAAGACCGGGACGCGCUCCUCCCAGGUGGACGCGCGACCGUCUCGACGCUGGGUCAUCCGCGUGGGGGCACCACAGCCGCUCUUCCGGGACUUCGUCAGCAUGCGGGACGUGCACGACGAAUGGUUCAUGGCGGCCGUGCAGAGCAUCGCGGGGACGCGCGACAUGCCCGAAAUGGUCGAGAUCGAACGGGCGCUCGUCGACCUGGCAGGACAGCGCGCCGGCGUCGACAACUACGUGCCGGCGUCGGUUGCACGGUUGCAACGCUCGCACCUCUGGAACUGGACGAGGUUUCUGCGCACCGCGCUGGACGGCGUGACGAGCGUCGAAAGCCGCACCGCGGUGCUGGUCAAGGGCGGCUCCUUCCAGCGUCGCUUCGUGAAGAUCGUCGAAAAGUUCGGCUCGCCCAGCCUGCACAACUACCUCGCACUGCGGAUGUACGUGCGGUACGCCCCGUUCCUGGACUGGAAACGGUACCGGGCGCUGGUGGACGUGGCCACCGCGCGUCUUCGAGGCUGGGAGGAUGUCGACCCGCCGGAGCACGGGGCCGAGCGCCGCUGCCUGCGAUUCCUGUCCCGCCUGGUGCCCGAGCCCUUCGCGUACAUGCUUUGGAACGCCAACAUCAGGAGUCUGCACCAACUAGAAAGCGAGCUCGGCGUCCUUACAGACCACGUGGUCGACGAGACUCUCACCCUCGUCCGGGCGUUGAACGUGACUCCGAAGCUGACGAGCCGCUUCAGGGACGUCGUUUCAGGACUCAAGCAUCAGUUGCUGGUGCCCGCGUGGAUGCGAAAGCCGAGCCUGCGCAUGAAGUUCAGCGAGCUCGUGUUCUCCGAUGCCGAAACGUCGCCCAUCGUCUCGUGGAACGCCGUCCUGAGGGCGACGUGGCGCAACGCGCAGCGCAGGCUGAUCGACAGGGGCUUCGAGACCUUCUGGCGUGGACCUGCCCUGGGCGACGAGCCGUGGCUGGACGAGGACGAAGGGUACCUGGCAGUGCCUCCCGCGUCCGUUGGUGAUAAGGAUCUCACCGGGGACGCGUUCUACGCGCUGCACCUGCCGAGGUUAGGGCUCGACUUGGCCAGGGCUGUGGUGGGACUCUUCCUCAGGAUGGCCUCCCGCCUCAAGCGAAGGUAUCCUGCGGCACACCUGAGGCUAGAACUGCUCGCCGACUGCCUGCGGAGGCAGUUUUACCAUGACAAGCAAGCCAGCGAAUUGGCCGCGCACCACGACGCAAUCGACGUCAUCGCCCUGCCCUCCGUCCUCCAUGCCUUCCGGAAGCGGUUGCUGCGGGCUCAAGGGAAUGGAACCAGUACGUCGAUGGCCGGCGACGCACGGUCGAGAUCUCGAGCCACGGACAGGCUGUUCUUCUACGAGUUCGCUCGAAGCCGGUGCGAGGCUUACGACGACGCGUACCUUCACCAGAGGACGCACAGGGGUGCGCGUUCGCCUGCCCCCUUCUCCGUCAACGGCCCGUUAAGGAACACGAAGGGGUUCGCCAGGGCGUUCCGCUGUCCUCGCGAUUCGGGCAUGCGCCCCAAACGCGUCUGUAGGUUGUAGGAGUGCGGAGCACCGACGAUGCCGCAAUCGCGUCUCGUUACAAGCGCUUAUGCUUUAUAUCGUUCCUCUUCUUUGCACUAAGCAUUUGUAAACGUUCAUUCAAUCUUCGUGUAUUUUUUCAGAUAUUCAUAAACUUCACCCAAC